UUUCCCAUCCCCUAAAUUUAAAUUAUCCAAAAGUCAACCCUAAACCAAUUAAUCGGUCCCCGAUUAUCGGAUAUGAUCACCGCCUAAUUUAAUUUCUCAUGGAUACUGAAUCAGUUCAAUCGGGCGGCUUCACUUACAUGGGCCGCAAAUUCAGCGAUCUCGGAAUCACCGACGAUUCCUCCUCCGCCUUCAGCGACUGCAACAGCGAUAGAUCCGGCGAAUUCCCCACCGCCUCUUCCCAGAGCCGCCGCCUCUUCCUUGCCUGCGCCUCCGAUAACUCCGACGAGCUCAUCUCCCAGCUCGUCUCCGACCUCGAUUCCGACAAUAUCGACGAGCAGAAGCAGGCGGCGAUGGAACUACGCCUCCUCGCUAAGAACAAACCGGAUAACCGAAUCAGAAUCGCCAGAGCCGGAGCAAUCAAGCCGCUGGUUUCGAUUGUCUCGUCUAACGACCCUCAGCUCCAGGAGUACGGCGUCACCGCGAUUUUGAAUCUGUCGCUGUGCGACGAGAACAAGGAGGAAAUCGCCUACUCCGGCGCCAUCAAACCCUUGGUCCGCGCCCUCAGAGUCGGCACCUCCACCGCCAGAGAGAACGCCGCCUGCGCCCUCCUCCGUCUCUCCCAAAUCGAGGAGAACAAAACCGUAAUCGGCCGAUCGGGGGCGAUUGCCCCCCUGGUGAGCCUCCUAGAGAGCGGCAAUAUCCGCGGGAAGAAAGACGCGUGCACCGCCCUGUACUCGCUGUGCUCGGUGAGGGAGAAUAAGGUCAAGGCGGUGCAGGCCGGGGUAAUGAAGCCGGUGGUGGAGAUGAUGGCGGAUUUGGGGUCGAACAUGGUCGACAAAUCGGCCUUCGUGUUGAGCUUGUUGGUGUCGCUGCCGGAGGCGAGGGCGGCGCUGGUGGAGGAAGGCGGUAUUCCGGUGCUGGUUGAGAUAGUGGAGGUCGGCACCCACCGGCAGAAGGAGAUUGCGGUGGCGAUUCUGCUGCAGCUGUGUGAGGAUUGCUUGGCCUACCGUACUAUGGUGGCCCGCGAAGGAGCCAUUCCCCCCUUGGUGGCCUUGACUCAAACCGGUACCAGUCGCGCCAAACAAAAGGCGGAAGCACUGAUUGAGCUUCUAAGGCAGCCAAGAUCCGGCAACGCCGCUGCAAAUUAAAGGACAUUUGAUCUGUCCUUUUCUUACACUCUCACAUGCCUCCCCAUACCCUGACAACAAUCCCACAUUCACAAAAAGACAAAAUACAUGCCAGGGGCAAUUAUGGAAUAUCUGAGAAAAGAAUGAGGGGAGGGUCAAAAUUGUAAAUAUAAAGUACUUGUGCUUUCGUUAAAGAGCUUUGUAUAUUCGCCUCCGGUUUUGAUCUUGGGUAACAAAAAAGUAAAAAAAAGAAAAAGAAAAAAAAAGAGAGAAGGAUGACUCAUACACCAAUACAGUAUUUUCCCAUUAUCAGGUUUGGUUUGCUGCUAAAUUAAAUAUAAUUUGUUUUUCCUUUUAAAUAUAGGAACCUUUUUUCUUUCUUCUACUGUAGUGAAAGUAUCAGAUUUAAUAUGUAUUGUGUUUGUUUGGUUUGGUUUUGGUCUCCUAAAUACUUGUCACUUCAAAUUA
Molecule: messenger RNA, 1595 nt
Organism: Erythranthe guttata (spotted monkey flower)
Lineage: Eukaryota; Viridiplantae; Streptophyta; Magnoliopsida; Lamiales; Phrymaceae
Product: ARM repeat superfamily protein
Molecular function (GO): protein binding
Source: RefSeq, a predicted model, not a curated record